AUUACACUCAGGUGUGUGCUGCUGCUCUGAUGAGGCUGACUGAAGCUUAAAAUGUUCCACUGCUCACACUGCUGUGCUUCCUAGUGGUCAGACAGGACGAGCUUUUGCAUUUUGAACCAGUUUGCCGUUUGCUGUGACGUUCAUGGAGCCUUUGUGUUUUUGGUUAAACCUCCUUCUUGCACUCUGUGUCAGAUCAUCUUUUGCUUUUCCACCCAAACAUUACACAGAGCAUGCUUCACUUCAGACACCUCAGAUCGCAGGGAGCUCCAAGGCUCCAUCUGAGGCACGAGAGCAGGUGAAUACAGUCAGGGUGACCUGCCACCCGGACUCAUUGGAGAUUUUAAUCAAAGCUGACAUGUUUGGAGUUGGAGCUCUUGUUAAUAGUGAAGAGUUGCGCCUUGGAGUGGAGCACAGUGAUUACUGUAGAGCUACAGCGUCUUCAGGAGAUGAGUACAGAAUCAUUGUUGGACUUAUGGACUGCGGCACCAAACACUGGAUGACGGAGGACUCUUUGGUCUACACAAACCUCCUUAUAUACUCUCCUGUGGCGUCCCCAGAUGGUUUGGUUCGGAUGGAUGAAGCUGUAAUUCCAAUUGAGUGCCAUUAUGAAAGGAAGUACAGUUUGUCCAGUUCUUCACUCAUGCCCACCUGGAUCCCCUUCACGUCGACCCAGGCUGCAGUGGAAACUUUGGAGUUUGAUUUAAGAACUAUGACAAAUGACUGGCUGUAUGAAAGAAGCUCUAACGUGUAUUACCUCGGCGAGCCUAUCAGCAUCGAAGCCUCGGUCAGAGUCGGACACCACAUGGGGCUCCGGGUGUUUCUGAGCAGCUGUGUGGCGACACUUACCCCGGACAUAUACUCUGUGCCCAGAUACGUCUUCGUUGAAAACGGGUGCUUGGUUGACUCUCAGCUUCCAGGUUCAAGGUCUUACUUCCUAUCCAGGUCCCAGGAUAGCAAGCUCCACUUAGUCAUUGAUGCCUUUAGGUUUCACAAUGAGGACAGAGGAGAGCUCUACAUCACCUGUCACUUGAAUGCCGUACCAGUAAAUGAUGCAGAGGCACCAAAUAAGGCAUGCACCUUCGUACAUGGAAGAUGGAGGUCAGCUGAUGGUAACGACUACUUAUGUGGACAAUGCCAAAGCCAAAAUGAAGUUGGGCAAAGCAACGGUAAGCCCAGCAGCCCUGGCAAGUUUGGUCCUCGUGGGUUUGGGAAAGUAAAUGAACAUGAAGGCUUCUGGAGGAGCGCGCUGAAGACCAAUACAGUGUGGGAAAAGGAGGCAAAAGUGGGUCCAAUGAUGGUCCUGCAGGGCAUGAAGAAAAGUGGGCCUAUACCCGUGGAAGAGCUCCCCCCCGUUCUCAAUAAAAUAAGCAGAACUGCGCUGUACGGCAGCCGCUGGAGAAGUGGUGUAAACGACAGAGUUGAUCAGAGGGGAGAGGAACUUCCUGAUUCCCCAUCUACAAAAGACCAGGAGGAAGUUCAGACUUCUGAACAGGAAAAACACAUUAAAAGUGAAACAGAUCCAAAAGAUGGCAAUGCUGAGAAAGCUGCUGCACCUCUGGAUAAGGUAUCCCCUGAGCUCAGCCUGAAGUCAAAGGCAGCAGUGCUGGAGAGUAACGGCACGGCGGCCCUCGAUGAUGUCAGCCCCUCUGCUCCGUUUACUGUCGACGUGACUAAACUGUCAAAUGUAACUGCAACAGAAUCUGACCUUUCAGAAAUAAACGACCCAAAGAGAUAAUCAACUAAAA
This is a messenger RNA of Plectropomus leopardus (leopard coralgrouper), 1745 nucleotides long. RefSeq names its product zona pellucida sperm-binding protein 3-like. Gene Ontology annotation, molecular function: acrosin binding. Gene Ontology annotation, biological process: positive regulation of acrosome reaction; binding of sperm to zona pellucida; egg coat formation. The record is from RefSeq and is a predicted model, not a curated record. NCBI's taxonomy places the organism in Eukaryota, Metazoa, Chordata, Actinopteri, Perciformes, Serranidae. Gene Ontology annotation, cellular component: extracellular matrix.